Messenger RNA from Colletotrichum destructivum, 5373 nucleotides. Its product is annotated as Putative leucine-rich repeat domain superfamily. Gene Ontology annotation, biological process: regulation of Arp2/3 complex-mediated actin nucleation; cell migration. The record is from RefSeq and is a predicted model, not a curated record. The coding region runs from base 966 to 4655 and encodes 1229 amino acids. Gene Ontology annotation, cellular component: lamellipodium; plasma membrane. Lineage: Eukaryota; Fungi; Ascomycota; Sordariomycetes; Glomerellales; Glomerellaceae. The transcript has 5 exons.
GAGGCAGCACUCCCUUUUCUGUCUCUCUCUGUCCACUGCCGCUUUUGCUACGCUGCGAACACACACCAACAUCUUUUCCUCUUCAUCCGUUCCUUUCUCCAAAUCCCACUUGCCACACCAUCAUUCCCAUAUCCGACCCUUUCUCAUCACUGCUUAUUUCCUUCAAGUCAAACUCACCUUGAACCCCGGCUGGCCCUGCACCACUCCCGCAUGCAACGCACUCGGUACCUUCGCCCGCCCGACUCGCACCGCCCUGUCUCUGCCAGUAGCCAGGAUCAGGUCUCUUGUCUCUCGCACCUCGUCUCGUUCGACAUCUUUCCGCAUCCACCCACCCAAUCAUCCGAAUUGGUGUACAGUACACCCCCUCGUCGCCCGUUGCUAUCUCCCACCCUCUCUGUUUCGAGUCUUUCCUUGCCCUUCCAAGAAAGGUACCUAGCUUUUGUUAGACGCUUGCUGUGCUGCUGCACUCCGACCUCCCAGUCUCGCUUUAUCUUUAAACAGCUGUUCCCUGCUCGCCGGCUAUCUUUUCUUUUAUUCUCACCUCGCUCGGCGAAACGAUUGCAAAGUCCCUUAAUAGCACCCUCCGCCAUCCAUCCUCUUUGUAUACACUUGUUGCCCCCUUCCUCUUCUGAUACCCUUUUCCUACCCUAUCAUACAUCUCACACAUCAACCGUUUGUUGCGUUGUCUCGUUGACGGAGAUACCAGCCUUCCCCCCUUCUCCGCUUCCCGCAAACCUUUACCCUCCAAGCGUCAAACAUCGCAUCAACCACCAGUUUCCAAUUGACCUCGACGACCCGCCUGUUCAUAAACGUUACAUGGCCCAAUAAUCUGUAUUCUCGACCUUAACGGCCCUUGUAGGCCCGAGCAGGCCGGGGCUUUUCCUCCACGACGACCACGACCGCGACGAGACGAAGGAAUAGGCUGGGCUUGGACCCCCGAUUACCGCACGUCAAAUCUGUCGACCAUGGAUACCGCCGCGAACCGGCGGUCAAUGCUGCCCACUAUUCAGACGACACAUCAUGGGGACACGCUCAGUACGAGUAAAAGCCCGGCAGACCUACGGAGCGUCUCGACACCGACUUUGGGGGGUAAGAGGCGGAGCUUCUUGACAAAGACCUUCAGGAAGGUCAGCAGCAGCUCCUCGUCCACCGAUCUUGCGUCCAUGUCCGAGGAUGCAUCUGGUGGCCUCCACAUGAAGUCGAAACGAGUCCUCCACAAGAACAACGGUUCUGGUGGCUCGACAUCAUCCUCCAUUUUGAACCGUCUCAACCGCCGUGCCUCCAAGGACUCUUCCACCAGCUCCCACCUAUCGGAGGAGACGCCAAACUAUCUCAGCCCUCAACCGCCGCCGAAUCCUGUCAGGAUUCUCAAGCAUGGACCGCUGAAGACCGACAGCCGCUUGUGGAAGUCCCGCGCCGAGUAUGUCGUUUUGACUGACGGACAUCUGAUCAAAUUCAGCAGCGUCGAAGCAGCAAGAUCAAACUUUGCCGAACUGGCACCUCCAUCAGCACGCUUAAAAAGGUCAUCAACAUCGUCCUCUUUGAGUCAGGAUGGUUCGCAUUCAGAUGGCCGGGUCGAGAUCCCCCUGUGCAGAAUCGUCAACAUCUUCAACGAAGAGGGCGUGAGUCCUCAUUUUGGGCUGGAUGUAUGGUGGUCCGAGACUUCUCCAGUGGUGUCAUGGGCUUGCACAAAACUAUUCUUCGGUGUGCCCACAGAGCGAGACGAUUGGAUGUCCGAGAUUCGCCGUGCUACCCGUGAGUCUGUGGGCUCGUCCACCGUGCCAAAGGGUCUCAUUGCCUCAAAUGUUGAGUCCGCCAUCUACGCCAUUGUCGCAAAAGAAGAGCCAUCGUGCCUCGGGUGCCCGCUGGACAUCUUCCCGGUUGUCCAGCGCACCACCCUCUUGAGUUCCAAGGCAGAGAACCUCGAAACUGCUAAAAAAUCUCGUGAUGGGUCAUCGUAUUACCUGCUCCUCGGCCAGAACAAGUGCUAUCUUGUUCGGGUGGCGAGGACUUCGGUCUACAAGGCACCCCAGGAUAUCGACAUCAACGCUGUAGUCUUCGGGUUAACAUCGCUAGUCCGCUUGAAGGCUACCAUGGUCCCGCACGAGGAGCGGUUUGUUCUUGGAUUUCGUUUACCCUGCGAAAACGAAAAGCGCCUCGAGCUCGCUAGCCGUUGGUACAGAGAGAUCGUUAUGACCUUUAUGAAGGCAGACCGUGCGGUGAAGCCGGCGUGGCCCCAGCACAUGCAACGCGACAUUUUUGACAUCCGAGGCCUUACUGCUCAGCUUCUGCUUCCAUCAGGCCAGGACUACGGCGGACUUAAGCGAACUCUCGAAGCAUACUGCGGGACCUUCCAAUGCAAGGCUCCCGAAUGGACGGUGAAUUGGAAAUGCGAGCGCAGAGAACACUGCCCAGAGUUCCGCCUUCUUCCCGCCAAGGAACCUGAAGGAUACUCGGCCCUUCAACUUCUGGCCGUUUUCAAGGCCCUCCGGUUCAACGACUACUUCAAGGCACUGUCUUUCCGCGACGUUGACUUUUCGCCCCUGUGCGGCUUGACUGAUGUUCCAGGUUGGGAUGAGUCUGUAGCAGAUGUUAACCGGGAUGGUCUCGUAAUUGAUGGUGGCCACCGCGAUAUCCUCAAAGCUGCGCCAUUGCUCUCUCAAGAGAUUCACGCUGUUGCCUUCACCUCCGGGUCGGUCAGGAAAAUCGACUUGACCAACGUCCUGGCGUUGCGGAAUAUCGUCGGCGUUUCGCGUGCUCGAGCUGGUUCCAAGAAGGAGCCCGAGGUUGUUCGGCCGAUUCUCUUGCUCCUCAGAACUGGCAGCAUUCCUUGUGAUACCCUGCUGGUCGGCGGAAACCCGCUGACCGCAGCAGAGGUUGGUGAUCUGGUCGACGUUUUGCACAUUCCUGAUCUUCUAAGGGAACUGGAUAUAUCCAGGUGCAAUCUUGAUGAAAGAAGCUUGGAGGAAAUCUGGGACGCCUUGCCAUCUCAGGGAUACAAGAUGGAAGCACUCAACACCUCGCGCAACAUCGGCCACGUCGACCACAUGGUUGUCAAGAACAACCUGUCCCACUUUGCUUGCCUUCGAAAGCUCGGUAUCGCCGGCAAUUGCCUUAGCCAGUUCAUGAACCCCAUCUUUUUUGAUGAAACCAUCAUGAGGUGGGGUUUGGAAGAGCUGGAUCUUUCAAACAUCAACCUGAACGAUGCCACGCUGCAAGUUCUUGGCAAUUAUCUGCAGUGUCCCGAGGCCAACUACCUGCGCAGGCUGGAUCUCAACAACUGCGGGAUGACGGGCAGCCAGAUCGCUGAGUUAUUCCGCAGUAUGGGCCAAGGGAGGGUGAUGACGUGCUCCAUCAGCGGCAACUAUCUCGAGACUGGUACAGAAUCACUGUCAACUGCCAUCGCCUACAACUUCGGGCCAACAUCACUGUUUAUGGAUAUGAUUGAAUUCCAGAACGAGGAGAACUACAUCAAGAUCAUCAAGGCAUUGUCCCUUAACCGGACCAUCCGACUGCUCAGUCUGGUCGGGACGUCGACUCCUGGGCAGGUCAGCGAAGUCGCUUGCAUGGCCGUGUCUGACUUCUUCGCCACGAAUCAAUCCGUUCAGUACCUGGACUUCUCUGGCUUCUCUGCCAAACUCGAUGAGGGACAGCUAGGUCUAGGCUUCUCGCGCUCUCUUUCCGGACUCGCCGAAAACACAGCGCUGCGCCAUCUACGAAUUCGCAACCAAAAGCUGAACCUGAAUAUUGGUGACCUGGCACACGCCAUUCAUCUCAACCAGACUCUUACAACUUUGGAUGUGCAGGAAAACAACUUCAACCUGUCGAACUUGUCGCACAUGGUUCGAUCUCUCGACCAGAACAGCUCCAUCCAGGAAUUCUGCCCCUUUUCCCGCGCCGAGCUCAAUACAGCCAUCAAAUCUAGUGUCCAGAACGUGGGUAUGCCCACUAGCCAACCGUCCUCUGCUCGAGCUCGCCGCGCAUCCAAGGUUCUUUCAAAAGCCACGUUCGAGAGUUUCGCAAUGGAAAUGGACAAAAACAGUGCUCUCAUGCAAAACCUCAAGGACGAGUGGAGUGUCAAAACAGCUCAAAUUGAUCACAUUCUCGAGAGAAAUCGGACAUUGUCCCUCGAGAAAGAAAUGGCUCGCAUGCAGUGGGACCCCCAGGACGAAGGCCAGGAGGAUUGGAUCACUCUCGAGCUCGGCAACGUCUUCGGCGGGCUCGCUGUCAAGGCCAUGAAGACUCGGCGUAAAGUCAUGCAGCCGGGCUACCGUGGAAGCGUGUACUUCGGUGCCAACACUCCUCCUUUGGAGCCCAUGGAAGAGUUCGGUGCUCAGGCGGCUCCGCACCAUGUCACCCGAGAGGAAGUCAUGGAAAGCCCUGCAACGGAGGGCGCCAGUGCCUCCCCCGGGCUUCCGACGCCUCCCGAGUGGGCACCGGCCGAGAGCCCCGUGAAUGGGUACGCCAUUGCCUCAAGCGCCCCUCAGUCUCGCGAUGCUCCUCGCAUCGUGGACGACAACGCCGAUGAAUUUGAUUUUUCUCUUCUGAAACACAUGAUCCAACACGGAUUCAACCUCGACGAUCCGACGCAGGCACAGUCCAGUGACGUCGGCAGGAAAGCCGGGGCCUCAGUGUCGACCACGAGACUUCAGUAACUCAGUCACCAGGAAGGAAUGAACACAUGACACCACAAAACCACACAAAGAAACAUAAAAAGAACCAAAAACAAAAACAAAAACAAAAAAAGGACCGAAAGAUCAUCCAGCGAAGAAUGAAAGAAAAGAGAAAUGAAAGCAGAAAAAAAAACAUAUCGAACAAGACCAAAUACGUCUCCGACAUCCUGACUUUCUCACACCCCCAACAUAGAUAUCAGCGACGUCAACAUAUUUUUGCUUUUUGUAGUGUUUAAUCAGGCGUUCUCAAAAAAUGGGGGUUUAACGUGUGUUGAAGAUACCGCGCGGGAUUGAUACCCAUACUCGCAGGAAAGCAUUGUUAGUACCGGUCGGAUUUUGUGUGGAUUUGCAUCAUAUCAUUUGUUUGGCGUUUUGAGGUCUCACUGGUUUAGCAUCCUUCUGGAUUUUGAUGUAGAAAUACUGACUGAGCAAUUCGGUUUGGAGGUUUUUUGUUGGGGAGGGGGUUUAUUUGAGAUAAGCCAAGAUUUCUCGCCUAUAAUACAGAAGUUGUGAGAAUACUACAAACAUAUUUCUACACGUAUCCUGUGGGAAAACGUCUUUGGCGGUGGCCACAGAGUGAGAAAGCCCCAGCUUCUGGGUAAUGAUUCCUUCUACAGCUGUUAGUGCCUCGCAUUUUCUCGGCCGUCCUCUUUUAGCCGCCCUUAAUAGACUAUGACGUUUUGGCUUCUUUGAUCGAACU